This is a messenger RNA of Periconia digitata, 390 nucleotides long. Lineage: Eukaryota; Fungi; Ascomycota; Dothideomycetes; Pleosporales; Periconiaceae. The record is from the annotation of a GenBank genome assembly.
AUGCAGUGCGUACAAGUUAUGCGUUAUUUUAACAACACUAUUUAUGCAACAAAUGGUAUUUUGCAGGCUGGCGGCUAUGUCGGAAGCGGUGUGUACGUUGCCACUCCCUUCUAUUGCGAAUAUGCCUACAAUCUCUCAGUCGGUGACAAUACUGUCAUCGGACCCGACUGCCGAUUGCUAGAUUCUGGAAAAAUCAACAUCGGAAGGAAUGCUGAGACUGGUGCUGGGGUUAUUUUGUCGACUUUAAAGAUGCCCAUCGACACAAAAACCUCAAAAAGAGUGAACGGCAUUAAAGUGGCUUCAGAAAUCUAUAUUGGCGACAAUGCCUAUGUUGGUACUGGUUGCAUUAUCGAGGUUGGAGUACGAAUUGGCCAUAGCGCUAUCGUUUGA